Hirsutella rhossiliensis is the source of this 1896-nucleotide messenger RNA. RefSeq lists its product as uncharacterized. The transcript has 3 exons. Bases 1 to 1896 code for a protein of 631 amino acids. The record is from RefSeq and is a predicted model, not a curated record. NCBI's taxonomy places the organism in Eukaryota, Fungi, Ascomycota, Sordariomycetes, Hypocreales, Ophiocordycipitaceae.
AUGCCACCGUUUGGAGCUUUGGCUUACCAGAUCUGCCAUGCCGCAAAGGGUCCCAAAACGGGCAACGCGGCCUCGAACGCGAAAAGAGACGGCCCCGAGGAGCAGCGUCUUACAGCAAAGUUCCUCGAGGCUAUCAAGAACCCUAACUGGCGCGAACGCCAACGCUCGUCGUCGUCGUCGAGCACCAUCGAUCUGGCUGGCCCAGACUCGGCGGACCUCGACAACAUCAGACCCUGGACGGGCGCAGGGGCUUCACCUCCACCCGUCGACUCCGGCAAGGUUGAGCCAGAUAACGUCAACAACCGCAAGAUUUCGGUUUCAGACAGGCAGUUCAACGUGCGCCGCGAGUCCAACUCCAUGUCCUCUACUAGCUAUGAUGAGUGCGACUCUCGGCCCGAGAAGUCCGACGGCACCAGCGAGUCAGAGAUCUUUUGUAGCAUUAUCAGGCUGGAGAGCCUCGAUACCUCGUCCUCCGGCGACUUGGGUCCUCGCAUAAUCGAGGUGGUGCCCUGCGAUGCCACUCGAGCAAACAGUCUCACACAACCGCUUGAUGGCUCGGGACAUGCCCAAAAACUCGCGACAUUACAACGCCUCGGGCCGGCCAAAGCUCCAGACCGAGAGUCCGAUCCCACCGAAAGAUAUCAGUUUGCCCCGUUGUACUUCAUUCGGAAGCAGGGGAUGGAGGAAACUCUGGCCACUUCAACCACGGUCGAUCGGAAGUCGUCCCGGACCCCUGUGGCGAGCUCCGAGCGAGGCACCGAGAAGAAGCGGCCAACGUCAAGCCGCGGGACUGCGGAUGACGAACCCUCCUGCGGCGCCCGUGGAGACCCCCAGAAGACCAGUCUCGAUGCCAAGAAUGUGGCCUUUCGGAAGAUGCUGGAAAAGCUCAGGAAAGGGCCCGCUGCAGUUCAGCCCCCUCCAAUUCAGCCCCUUCGAGAGACGAGAGACAGUGGAUUUUCGACGAGAUCGGGAUCCGAUGCAGCCGUCGAAGAAGCUUCCGUCGAUACCCACGACAACAUCAACACGCUUCUGAGCGUCCCAGCAAGCACGCGAGAGAAGCGAGUACAAAGAGGGCUCACGGCAUCCGAUUCGGCCGUGGUCGACUACGGAUCAAAGAGAGCCUGGCGCCCCCAGGCCGAGCGAUCCGAGGACUCGGGCGUUGCUGACGUUGGGGGCGCCAAGAGUCAUGACUUGAACCCCAAGGCCAGAGAGUUCCUCUCCUUCGUGCCUGAUGGACAUUUGAGUCCGGAGAAAGCUGAGGAGCAGCAUCUGUUGCGCCCACUGCUCUUUACGAGUGACAACAGCCAAGACGGCGGCAAGGAUGUCCUUUCCGGCGUCGGUACUGGAGCCGAAACACAAUCCGCAAAUUCCGCUGCCAUUCUUCCGCCAAUGCCCCUGAUGUACAGCUUGCAGGUGCCGCAGGUUACGCCUUGGUUAGAAGCCGCCAAUAAUGCGCUCGGCUGGGCGGCCAAGAUUGCUGCUGCCUGCCCGCCCCGACUCGACAGCCAUCUCAAGGGGCCUCAGCCGACUCCAAGCUGGUUUGGCGGGGGAGGUGGCCUGACACAGCCUAUUGGACUUGUUUCGGCGCCGCAGAUGGCGGGCUCCGGACUCCACUCGCUGCCGGCGCGUCUUCACUGUCCGAUGCCUCCCACGCAGAUGCCGCUGAUUCCGGGGCCGGCAACCCAGCUGGGUCCUCCCGCACGUCCCAUGCCUGUCCCGAAGCCCAAAUUACCCAAUGCAGGGGAUCAGCAAGCGUACGAGGCGUACAUUGAGCAGCGCAAGGCCAUGGAACCUGGUUACGCUCUUGAGUGUCGACUCCGACAGCAGCGACGAGCGAAGCGCACUUCCAACUUUCCGGCGACCCAUUCGAAGUCGGGAUCGAGCAGCGAUGCCUAG